Punica granatum (pomegranate) is the source of this 1701-nucleotide messenger RNA. Lineage: Eukaryota; Viridiplantae; Streptophyta; Magnoliopsida; Myrtales; Lythraceae. The record is from RefSeq and is a predicted model, not a curated record.
GGAUGAGAUUGGACAAGAACAGGGCCAAAACUGAACAUCAUGCGUUGUACGGAUAGAGAUGCGUAAUCAAUUCCACUGCCAUAAAAAGCUGAUCCCACUCAUCCACCGGGAAAUCGCCAUUACACCCAACUCUCAUUUCCCUUCAGCGUCACUCCACGGCUCCCUCUCCCCGCGACAAUAUCAAUCCCAUCCUCAUCUUCUCCGUUCCAAUCCUCUCUCGGCAUCCUUGGCCAUGGCGGAUUCAACCUGGCCUCAUGAAGCAGAGCUGUGUCGCAUAAGGAGUAUAGUUUCGAAAAUGUCCGGCAGGGAUGCUGAUGAGGUCCGGGUUGUAGUAUCUCCAUAUAGGAUUUGUCCCCUCGGAGCCCACAUUGAUCAUCAGGGAGGAAUUGUUUCUGCAAUGACUAUUAACAAAGGAAUACUUCUCGGGUUUGUUCCGUCUGCUGAUGGCGAGGUUUAUCUCCGUUCGGAACAGUUCAAAGGAGAAGUUAAAUUCAGGGUCGAUGAAAUUCGGCGCCCAAAAAAUUCCAGAGAAGCAAGCAGAAAGAACCACGUGAAUUAUUCUUCCACAGCAAAAGAAGAAUGGUGUUGGGGAAAUUAUGCUAGGGGAGCCCAAUAUGCGCUGCAAAGUAGGGGAAAUGUCCUUUCUCAGGGUAUAAUAGGAUAUAUAUGUGGUUCUGAGGGACUUGAUAGUUCAGGCCUGAGCUCUUCUGCUGCUGUUGGAAUUGCCUAUCUGCUGGCUUUUGAAAGUGCAAAUAACUUGUCCAUUUCUCCCACAGAAAACAUUGAGUAUGACAGGCUUAUUGAGAAUGAGUAUCUGGGUCUCAGAAAUGGUAUACUUGAUCAGUCUGCCAUAUUGCUUUCAAGCCAUGGUUGUCUCACUUAUAUGAAUUGCAAGACAAAAGAGCAUUGGCUUAUUAAACCUCCAAACGAUGGAGCAGAGUUCCAGAAGAACUUCAGAAUAUUAUUGGCUUUCUCAGGCUUGAAGCAAGCCUUAACUACUAACCCUGGAUAUAAUCGCCGUGUUGAAGAAUGCAGAGAGGCUGCAAGACUUCUUCUGCUUGCUUCUGGUAAUAGCAAAGAAGAACCUAUCCUCUCUAACGUUGAUCCAGAAGUUUAUGAAGCUCACAAGAAAAUUUUAAAACCUGACCUUGCUAAAAGAGCUGAGCACUACUUCUCGGAAAAUAUGCGAGUUAAGAAGGGACUUGAAGCUUGGGCUUCGGGUGAUUUGAACGAAUUUGGAGCGCUCAUCUCAGCUUCGGGUCUGAGUUCCAUUCAGAACUACGAAUGUGGUGCCGAGCCACUGAUACAGCUGUAUGAGAUUCUCGUGAAAGCUCCGGGCAUACAUGGAGCUCGGUUUAGCGGGGCCGGAUUCAGAGGGUGCUGCCUCGCAUUUGUAGAAUCCGAGAGAGCAGUUGAAGCUGUGUCAUUCAUAAAGAAGGAGUAUUCCAAGUGCCAGCCCGAUUUGUCUGGCCAUCUGAACCCAGACACUGCAGUACUAAUUUGUGAAGCCGGUGAUUGUGCUCGGGUAAUCUGACCGGCACUUUCCCAUAGCUAUUUAGAUUCAUCCAUUCUUCAUUAGAUUUUGAUCCACCAUUGAAUUUGUAUGUUAUCUCAAGUGUACACGUAAUACCGACUGUUCAAGUUCCUAGAAUCAUCAGCUGAACAUAACCUCUCCUAUGCCUUCUGCUUUGAACUUGUUCA